AUGUCCUCCAAGCACAUCAUCAGCCUCAUUGCGGGAGCUGCCACCGUCGUGGCUCACGGACAUGUCAGCAAUGUACACAACUCGACCUGGCUCGUGAGGAUCCCCGCCGACCUCGCCAGCGGCAACUACGUCCUGCGCCACGAGAUCAUCGCCCUCCACUCGGCGGGGAACCCCAACGGCGCCCAGAGCUACCCGCAGUGCCUCAACCUCGCCGUCACGGGCACGGGCUCCGCGCAGCCCAGCGGCGUCCUGGGCACCGCGCUGUACAAGGCCACCGACCCGGGCAUCCUGUAUGACCUCUACGGCCCCACCACGCAGAACUAUCUCGUCCCUGGGCCGACGCAGUACGCGGGGGCGCCAAGCUCGGUCGCACAGUCCAGCUCUGUUGCGACGGCCACGAGUACGGCCAUCCUGGGGUAGUUAAGGGACCGGUUUUGGCACGGUGCCGGGUUGAAGCAUGGUCACUGUGCCCGGAGUUGUGGCCUUGAUCGAUGUUGAGGAGGGGGUGCAUUAGUGUCAGGGACGGGACUCAGGGGAAUGCCCAUCUGUGAUUCCUUGGUCCAGAUACGCC
Diaporthe batatas is the source of this 571-nucleotide messenger RNA. RefSeq lists its product as uncharacterized. NCBI's taxonomy places the organism in Eukaryota, Fungi, Ascomycota, Sordariomycetes, Diaporthales, Diaporthaceae. Bases 1 to 420 code for a protein of 139 amino acids. The transcript is spliced from 2 exons. The record is from RefSeq and is a predicted model, not a curated record.